Messenger RNA from Coffea arabica (coffee), 870 nucleotides. Lineage: Eukaryota; Viridiplantae; Streptophyta; Magnoliopsida; Gentianales; Rubiaceae. The record is from RefSeq and is a predicted model, not a curated record.
AUGCUGAACAAAUCAAAAGCUAAUGGACAAGAGUUCAUCAAUGAAGUUGCAACUAUUGGAAGAAUACACCAUGUGAACGUGGUUCAGUUAGUGGGAUUUUGUGUUACUGCCUCAAAACAUGCUCUAGUGUAUGAUUAUAUGCCAAAUGGCUCUCUGGACAAGUUAAUUUUCUCAAACUGUCAGAAUGGUUCUCCAUUGAGUUGGAAACAAAUUUGUGAGAUUGCAAAGGGGGUUGCUGGUGGGAUUGAAUACUUGCAUCAGGGGUGUGAUAUGCAAAUUCUGCAUUUUGAUAUUAAACCGCAAAACAUCUUAAUCAUUGAGAACAUUGUUCCAAAAGUUUCAGACUUUGGACUUGCAAAACUUUACCCGAUGCAAAAGAGUAUUGCAACUCUUACUGCUGCGAGAGGAACUUUAGGUUACAUGGCCCCGGAGUUGUUCUAUAAAAAGACUGGAAGAGUCUCACACAAGAUAGAUGUUUAUAGCUAUGAAAUGUUACUAAUGGAGAUGGCAGGAAGGAGGAGAAAUGUGGAUGUGCAUGCCGAGCAUACAAGUCAAAUAUACUUCCCUUCAUGGGUAUAUGACAAAUUCGAUCAAGUGGAGGAAAUGGAAAUCGGAGAUCAUGCAACUGAAGAAGAAAAAACGAUUACAAGAAAAUUGAUUUUGAUUGCAUUGUGGUGCAUACAGAUGACACCUGAUGAUCGUCCUUCAAUGAGAGAAGUUCUAAAAAUGCUUGAAGGUGAUUCUAGUGGCCUAAAAUUACCCCCUAAACCUUGUUUUACCCUCCAGAUUCACCCAUAUCCAUGCAAAGAAGCAGUAAUAGGUGUUCUUCUGACGAGUCAAAAGUGCCCCUGUGUAGCUCUGUUGCUUUAG